UGCUAAUUCGCCCCGUUUUAACGGCCGUGCCAUGCGGGAUGCCUGCGCCAAAUCUGCAAAGGAACCCUGCAACCGGCCGCGGACCGCAGGGAUUUGCGGCGGUGCAUGUGGUGGACUGGAACAUUGUCUACCAAAUUCGUGCUCACAUUCGACACAAGACCCCUGACCGCUUGGUUGAGGGUGGCCCAUCCGUAACGGCUGAGGAGCUCGCAAAAUGUUGGCUCGCUACGCUGAAGGCGCAGCAUCCUGACGAGAUCUCUGAGCGGGACGAGGAAUUUAUUCGAAUACGGGUCAAGCAGACAAUGCGGGAGGUGGACCCUCAAGGCCUUGGCCGAGUGGGCAUUGACAUUUGGUGCAACCACAUGCUGCUCACUCGCUCGAGCCCCUCUGGUAUGCGCGCCAUGUUACAUGUGAAUCGACUCCUCGAAUCGGCGAUCCACGCGUGCCCAAGCAUUCUGGUUGCACUGCAGCAUAGUUUUGAGGUGGCAGGCCACCGUCAACCGUUGAAGCCUGGAGAGUCAUGGGACGAAGAUCCCGAAGGCAUUCCCUUCGAAGGUUUUGAUCGAGAGAGUCCGUUGCCCUCCCCAAGAUAUUUCCAGGAAGCACCAGAAGUCACGCCGGAAGCAGUGAACGAAUUCGAGGUCAAUCGACAUCAUCGAGAAUCAGACACCUUUCCCAUUGAGGAGAUUCUCACGAUCUUCUCCCAAAAGCUCUGGCAAUUUCGACCCAAGUUCGAUGGCCCCACCAAACGUCGAACGGACUUCACAUAUACCAGUCCUGAGUCAUUCGUCAAAGAAACUCUUCGGUCGAUGGACUUGGAGGGCCACAUGUUGGUGUCCUUCAGCGACUUCUUGGCCUUGUGUUUGGGACGCCAGGAAUGGCCAGUCCAACUACAUCUCUACGACCUGUCCAGAGGUUUAGCCUCGAUGUUGGGUCCCAUGUUGCUCUCCAAAGACUUGGAGGGCGUUUGGCACACCGGCAUUGUGGUCUACGGCAAGGAGUACUACUUCGGCGGUGACAUUUUCUAUGACACUCCGGCGAACACCGGCUUUGGCACCCCGAGGCUGGUGAUUCCAUUGGGCACCACUUUACGCCAGCGUGACGAACUGCAUGCGUUUAUUGUUGACGAGUUGAAACCCAUUUUCAACCGCGAGGCAUAUGAUGCAGCGAGGAACAACUGCAAUCACUUCACAGAUCGAGCCAGUUUGUUCCUAGUAGGACGUCACAUCCCAGAGGACGUGUUGGAGCAGCCUCAGCUCAUUCUGGACACGGCGCUAGGGCGAGCGUUGCGUCCGGCCAUUAAUCGUGUCUUGGGAAGGCGUUUCGAGGCCAAUGAGAGCGCAGCAACCAUCUCGGCAACGAGCAGCCGAGAUGGUCACGUCAAGCAGAUCUCCUCAGGUGAUCUGGCGCACGAUGAGACCUUGUGGGAUCAGACCCUGCGUUUAUAGGUCAAUGAUUGGGCGAGUUGCCAAGUUGCGCAGCUGGCGUUCUGAGUUGAUUGCAGUUGAGCCUGUUGAUUGCAUAGGAGAUGAAAAUAGGGUACCCC
Cladocopium goreaui is the source of this 1546-nucleotide messenger RNA. The record is from the annotation of a GenBank genome assembly. Lineage: Eukaryota; Dinophyceae; Suessiales; Symbiodiniaceae.